ACGCCUCCCGCGGCGCCCUGGAUGCUCCGCCAUGCCCUGGGAGGCGGCCGCCCGCAACGCCCCGGAGGCGCCGCAGGCAGAUGGCUCUCGGAACAUCGCCUCCUCCCCUCCUCCCAGCGGAGGAAUCCAGGCCCCCGGGCAGAUUUCCCUGGCCGUGACGCCCGACUCUCCCACCAGCCUCCCGGCGGACCCCGCACUUUGUGGCAAAGGCGUGCCGGUCUUUCUGCCGGCGAAGAAGGAAGACCGGCCACAGCCCGAGGGGGCCAGCAGUGACAUGGCCGCCGGCAAUGCCCCGGCUGGCUCGGGGGCGCUGAGCGAGUGCAGCCAGGUCGUAUUGGAGCAGGCUCUGAAGGCUAGCGCGCUGAGGCCCCAGAGUCUGGGGGAGUCUCCGGGGGGGGACAUCCUGGACACCCGGAUAGUGAUGGGGGAGGAGACCCGCUGCCUCGGAGGGGCAGACGAUGCCAUGUUGGAUGCCCCCCUGCCACCCACAUCUGGCGGCCCGGAGGCUGGCUCCAGUGAGGAGGCAAGCGAUGUGGAAGAUCCGGCCUUCGAUGCCCUCCCUCCCGUCGCAAGAGACUUCGGUACCCGCCAUGCCGGCACGUCGGUGUCUCCGCCAGGCCUUCUGAAGUGCCGGGAGCCGGCGGUGGCAGGGGCGUCCCCUCUUUCUCAGGGCGAGCCAACGGCCGACGUGCCUUCCCCGCCUCCCACUCCCGCCAAAGACCUCCCCGUGGAGCUGGCCGAGGCCCAGCCAUUCCCUGCCAAGCACACCUGCAGCCUGGACCCCGAGCUUUACUUCACCGCUCCGUCCACCCCGGUCCGGACUGCGUUUCCCCCCCUCGGGCAGCCCCCUUUCUCUAGGGACAGCCUGAGUGAGGAGCAGAACGACGCGGACAGUGAGGGCCUGUGCUCCCCGCCCACCUCGCCUUCGGGGUCCUACAUCACGGCCGAGGGAGGCAGCUGGACCUCCUCGGGGACGGCCAGCACUUCCCCGUCCUGCUCUCCAAAUCUCUUAGCGGAGUCGGAAGCCGUGGAGGGCCCAGCGGCGGACAGCGAGGCUCCGUCGGAGCUCGAGCGUCCUGAGGGGGAGCCAAAACUCUCUGGGGCGGCCUCCCCUCCUCUCGGGUUAGAGGGGGAGACGGCCGUCGCAACGGUCUCUUCCGGCACCUUCAUUCCUGCGGAGGAAGACAGCGGAGGCGAGGAGGAGGAAGGCUGGGGCUGCCGGACGACUCCCUUCAAGCCUCUCCCUCAGAGGUUGGAGCAGGCCUACCCCUCUUGGCCCCCCAACGGUGACGAUUCUGAGGACGACGAAGCGGACCUCAGCUUCAGCGCUUUGGAGGACCAGGGGCGUUUUGUGGUGGAGGGCUCGGCUUUGUGCGAAGCGGAAGACGGGGACGCCACUAAGGGAGCGGUAGAGCUGCAGGCCUGCCCCGCGGCUUGCCCCCUUGCUGCCGUCUCUGGGCCUCCCUCUGAGCUCCGGGGUGUGUUUGGAGGGAGCCCCCCUGAGGCAGGUGCCCCUAGUGGGCUGCAGAGGGGGCCGCCUGCUUCCUCCCCGGACGACGGGAUGGAGAGCACCGGGAGCGACCAGAUGAUACCAGCUUUGCUCCUCCCGUUCCACGGGAGCCUGCUUUUCGAGGCAGAGUCCAUGGAAAUCACUCUCUUCCCACAGGGAGAAGUGGUGGAAAACGAUGCCCUCUCUGGCGUGGAGGACGACGACAGCACCUCCGUGUCCUUCCUGCAUUCCCUCUCGGAAGCCUCCAUCAACGAAGGAGUGGACGAGUCCUUUGCUUAUCAGGAUGACACCUCCCAGUCCUCGGACUCUGCCUCCUACGACGGGGAGGACAGCAAGCAGCCGUGCGGCGUUGAGCAGUAUGCUGCGGUCACCGAGGCGGCCGUACCUUCCAAGGAAGACCCAGAGGGUGGACCGUCCCCUCUGGGCAGCGAGAGCGAGAUGGAGACGUCCUCUGAUGCGUGCCACACGGACGAAGAUGCUGUUCCUGCAACAGGUGACCAACGUCUGCAGGCUAAGGGAGGGUCAGAGGAAAAGGGCAGCUUCCAGGAUAAGCCUGAAGAGGAAGGGGUGAUGCAGGAGGACCCCAUGAAACCUCCAAGCUCCUUUGAGGCAGCAGCUAUCUCCAGGCUGCAAGCUAGGCCAGAGUUGGAGAGCCCAGGCAGCUCCUCAAGGAGCAGCAGCGUUUCUCACGAGGGCCGAGGACAGGAGGAGUCCCUGCUGCAGCAGGACUCUGCAGUUGCUUCUGGAGACUUGGGCCCCACAGUUCAGUAUGAAAAAGGAGAAGAGUCUCUUAAGGAAAUGGCCCCCUCCUGUGCCUCUCCAGAACAUUUGCCUCACCAAGAUGUCCACCCGACCAACCCGGGGUCAGGUGACCCUGACUGUGGAGAGUGUCUCAUUGCCUGCUUUGAUUCGGAUGAAGAAUUGGAUAACCCGCCUCCGUUGGCCAAUGCUGCAGAGGGAUCUCCAUCAGCGGGUCACUUAGCUGAAGAAUGGAUAGGCCCAGUUUGUGCAGGGUCUGUCAUCCCCCUGGAAUGGAACCCCAAGUCAAGCCCAGUUCAGUUUGAAGAUCUGGAAGCCAUGGACGCCAGUGACCCAUCCACCUUUGACAUUGGUGCCCGGCUCAGAGAGUCUGAGGAAUGGCUUCUAGAGCUCCUUGACCAAGAUGGGGCCACUGGCAGAAGCUCAGCAGAACUGGAGCAGGGCCACGGUGAGAUGCUGGAUACUUCUUCAGAGAAGGAGGUACCGUUCGUGUCACUCCUUGAGUCUGAGGUGGCCAUUUUAGAACAGCCUGAAGUGAUCCGAGCAGAUACCGAGACAACGGAGGACAGCCUCAUGGCCUGUUUGGAGUCAGAGGAGGAACUUGAGGAAGCUUCAUCUCUUGAUCAGAUGAACAACAAUGAGGAUCGUGCGAUGGUGACAUUUUCUGAGGCAAAACCUGAUUCUCAUUCUCUCUUGGUACUAAGCGACGCACCGGAGAACAUACUUGCAGCAGACAAUGAGGUCCUUCUAGAGACAGCAACACCGUUGCCUCAAGAUUCCUCUUUGUUCCACCCAGAGGUUGAGGAAGCAGCUGAAUUCCAGAACUGGAGUUUAUGCGGAACACAGAAUAGCUCAAUAGAUCCGGAGAUUGAGGACUACUCAGGACACUUUUCCAAUGAAGAGGCAGCAGUGGUAGAUGACGCUACAACUCCCAGUCUUCCCGAACUGUGCUUGGAGACUGGCGAAGCUGGAACUCUCAAUGGGAGAGAGAUUCAGGACAGUGAGCAUUACCCUACGCCAGCACAGCUAGAAACGGGCAGCCACACUGAUGAAGACCUAGAGGAAGCUAAGGAGCCUUUGCACCUCUCCAGGGAAGAGUCAAUUGAAACAGAUGACAACCCACAGGAUGUGGUGGAAGUGUUAGAGGAGCAUCGGCAAGGGUCGUCUGGGGAGGGCGAUGCUGACCAGAGCUGGGAAACACCAUCUGAAGAAGAUGCAUCAGAACUUGAGAGUGAAGAAUGCAGCAAAGCAGACUUCAUUGCUGAAAUCCCACCAGGAGAAGACACUACUCAGGUGGGGGGCCAGCCGGAACCCAGUUGCUUAUCAGCAGAUGCCACCGAGCAGUUAGAAUCGGAAAUCUGGGCAAGCCAGCGAGUCGAUUCUCACAACUUAGAAACCCAGCGUUCUAGUCUGAAAGACAAUAACGUGAAUGUGCUACAGGGCAAAGAAGUUGAGGAUUUCAUGGAUGACUUAAACACAACUGAUGACCCAGCCUUGUUUGCGACCUCUGAAGAAAUAAUGGGUCACCAAGAAGAGACUGGAGAGAUGAUUGAGGAAGUUGGCCACCCUGACUCAGAAGAUAGAAAAGGGUCCACUGAAUGGCCGCAAAUUGGGGGUAUGCUGGCUCUGGAACCUCAGUUGGUGCUCGGAGAUCCUGAGCUGGUUAUUCGACACGGAACUGCAGCUCAAAGCAAUAGGGAAUGUGUGGAAUCAGUGGAGUCUCCACGUGGUGUGGAUGAUUUCCAUCUUCUGGACACCAACACUGAGGCAGUUGAGGCUGCCCCAGAUAUUCUUCCAGCAGAAAAAAUAGACCAAACACUCUCCAGCGUUACUGCUGACGACCUACCUGAGAAACACCCACCAGUUCAGAAGAAGACUUUUGCUCAAGCCCUCCUUCAGGGACUCCUUCCUAUUUUGGAAACAGGGAACACUUUGCAGGAAGAAGAUUUGAACACCACCCUCCUUUCUCCAGAAAUGUUGGAGGUCUCCCCAUCCUGCUCUCAUAUGGAUUCCAGCUUCUUGUCAGCAACUGAGGAUGUCUCCAAUGAAACCACUGUCUUGGCUCCAUCUCCAGAUUCUGGAAGGGAAGAGUUUAUGGCUCCUGAGCAAACAUGGGGUAGUCAAGGCAUGGCUGUGGAGGAGAGUCACCCUCCACCAGAACUGGAGGCAGUGACAGCAGAGUUGGAGCAUCUGAUGGUUGAGGUUGGAAACGUUGAGUCUGAAUGCUUGGCUGCCCCACUGAAUUGCUCUCCAGCAGAGGAACCUUCCCAGCAGAGCAUGGCCGUGUGUCUGCAUUACAGUGCUCUUGCUCAGACACCUAUGGCCACCACAUGGCAUGCUGUGGCACCAAGAGAUGCGUCGCCUGAACUUAGGAAUCAUCAACGGCUCUUCUUUGCUUCUGAAGACAAGAUAUAUUUGAGUGACUUCCAUGAAACUCAGCAUAGCCUUUCCAGUAGAAAUCUAGAGGUGGAGCAGGCUGAUGCUGCAGAAUAUUUGGGAAGCAUUGACAGGGAGGUGGCCACAGCCAGUUCUGAAACUUCCACCCCGGAGAACUCACCAACCACCCCUGCCCAGCUUGAACCAUCCGGUGCCUUGUUUCAAACUGAUGCUGGAGCCACGGUAUCUGCUGGUGUUCUUGCAGACCAGCAACAGGUAACCAGCAUGCUGCAAGGCUCUUUUGGAAACUUGGAGGACCGAAGAGUGGAGGCUGCCCAUCUCAUAAGUAGCCGCCUUGUAGCAGAAGCACAGAGCCUUCUUGGUAGCCUGAAGGAAAAUGUCUUGGAGAGCAUCUGUGGAGAGCACAUAAGAGAAGGAUUAGAACUAAAAUAUUCUGAAGAACUUGAAACCCCAAUGACUCUUGGGGAGGGGACUGCUGGUUACGAACAGAGAUCCUGGCAGCCUUGCAAGGAAGCCAAAGCUGAAGACCAGGCAGAGAUGGAGGCAGGUGCGAUAGACAAGGCUUCUCCUAUUUCAGAGAUGACAGAGAUGGAGGACACUCCAUUGCACGUUUCUGCACCAAACAAAGCAACCCAACCUGCCAUGGAAGAUGUCCGCUCUGCACCCGGGGAAGAUGAGGUUGAUGUCAUUGAUGGAAGCCCAACUCGGAGCCUGCCAGAAGAGCUCCCAAGGCCCGAAGCCAACAGUGUGGCAGAAGAGAAAACCAUGGAUGUGCUGGAGGUGAUAGAACUGGGGGACGCAGAAUUGGAGAUGACCCAUCCAAGGACGGAGAGUCUUCCCACUGAAAGCGUGGCACUCUCCCCUUCUGAAGAUGCCUUGUUGCCUCAGGACUCUCGGUCUCCCCCGGUGCAGGCUUCCGCUGGAACAUCGUCCCAAGAGACUCUUCCUUGUCCCCCAGAGCAACCCCUGUCCCCUGCCCCAGAGGAGACUCCUGUCUCCCGGCCUCCCUCCCCAAGGUCUGAGUUCCCAGAAGUGCCUCCUCUUUUGCCCUUGACGCUGCCACCUUCACCUCCCUCAGAGGGUCCCGUCCAAGGCCCAGCAGCUACCUCGCAGCUCACUCCUUUGACUGCCAGUCCUGGUGUGGAACACACUCCUUCCAAAGAGACUCCCCUCCUCCCGCAGGAUCCCCAAAAACCUCCUGUGGAAGCCCUUGAGAGCACCAGGUCUCCAGGGCCCUGCCAGCCCAACCAGCUCCCCAGCAGCAGAGAUGCCCGAGGGCGUAACCAGUUGCCUGGCAACAGAGACUCCCGAGCCAAGGACUUGGUGUCUACACGGGAGAAGCGAACUGGCCGGAGCUCCGUCCUGCUGGAGUCAAGCUCCAGCGAGGAGAGGGAACUGGAGACGCUACGCGAGGCGGCGGGCAUGAUGUUUUUGGAAGAGAAGAAGCCGUUGGUGGGGAAGAGGGUCUCGGACGUCAACCAUAAAGGAUCCUCCAAUGAUUCGGAAAGCAACGAAGGGUCGAUACCUGAAUUGGAAGAGUCGAACGCUCCAGUACCACGGACAGUUCAGACAGCACAGGCACAACUGACGCAUUCUCUGGGGACUGGCGAAGAAUCCAUUAGCAAAGCCAAGCAGAGCCGGAGCGAGAAGAAAGCUCGGAAGGCCAUGUCCAAGCUGGGUCUGCGCCAAAUCCAUGGCGUCACCAGGAUCACCAUCCGCAAAUCCAAGAAUAUCUUGUUUGUGAUAACGAAGCCGGAUGUCUUCAAAAGCCCGGCCUCGGACAUCUACAUUGUCUUUGGAGAAGCCAAGAUUGAAGACCUCUCGCAGCAGGUGCACAAGGCUGCAGCAGAGAAGUUCAAAGUGCCCGUGGAGCACUCGCCCUUGAUCACAGAAACAGCCCCCACCCUCACCAUCAAGGAGGAGAGCGAGGAAGAGGAGGAGGUGGAUGAAACAGGUCUGGAGGCGAGAGAUAUUGAGUUGGUCAUGGCCCAGGCCAACGUGUCCCGUCCCAAAGCUGUGCGAGCGCUCCGGCACAACAACAACGAUAUUGUCAACGCCAUAAUGGAGCUGACCAUGUAGUGACUGGUUGGUGCCCCCCCAGCCUCUGUCCCCCUUCUGUAUAGAUGCACAGUUGCCCAUAUCCAAUACAGCUGUUGUUUGUUAGGACUGCGGAGAUUUAGUCCCAGCUAUUCUACACGGACGAUGCUAUUGCUCAAUAAACGGUAUACUCACUUGUGCUGCA
Candoia aspera is the source of this 6908-nucleotide messenger RNA. RefSeq names its product NAC-alpha domain-containing protein 1-like. Gene Ontology annotation, biological process: protein targeting to membrane. The record is from RefSeq and is a predicted model, not a curated record. The transcript has 9 exons. The coding region runs from base 32 to 6745 and encodes 2237 amino acids. Lineage: Eukaryota; Metazoa; Chordata; Lepidosauria; Squamata; Candoiidae. Gene Ontology annotation, cellular component: cytoplasm; nascent polypeptide-associated complex.